UAUAAAUGUCCCAUUUGGAAGACAAUAACCUUAAUGAUCCUACUUCUGAUGAAGCCGAGAUCGAGAACAAAUUUGAGAAAGCAGAUGAGCUUUUAGUUAUUAAGAAAAAUUAUCAAGAUGCGAUGAAGCUAUAUGAUGAGAUUUUGAACAAAGAUCCUGAUAAUAUUGAUGCUCUUAGUAGUAAAGCUCAAUGUUUGCAAAAGAUUGAUCCCAAUGCGUUUCCGAAAGCCUUGAAACUCUAUGAAAAAGCAUUACAGUUAGAUGAUAAGGACUUUGAGACAAACUUUAACAUCGGAAUUCUAUACUAUCAAAGAAAGGACAGUGAAGACAUGGAUAAAGCCCUGCAAUACCUCAAGAAAGCUAAUGAGCUUGAUUCCUCAAAUAAAAUUGUACUCUAUGACAUUGCUGUCAUCCAUGAAGAGAAAAAGGAGUACCCACAAGCUGAAGACUAUUACAGGAAACUACUCAAGAUUGAAAGCAAAAAUGCUAGAGUGUUAGUAAAUUUGGGGGUCUGAUUGGAUAAAAUGAAGAAGUACACUGAUGCUCAAAGUAUCUACGAAGAAGCAAUAAAAGCUAAUGAUGAAGACCCUAAGGUUUAUAACAACCUUGCUGUUAAUUUGAAGAAGCAAGGGAAGCUCAAUGAAUCCUUAGAUUGAUACAAAUAAAGCUCUUGAAUUAAACCCUGAAAAUCCAAAUUAUCUCUAUAACUGUGGGCUAUUACACUCUGCUCGUGAUGAACUAGACGAUGCCCAGAUACUUCUAGAAGACUCUAUAAAAUAUAACGACAGAUACCCAUUCUCUUAUCUCGCUUUAGGGGAUGUUUUUGAGAAAAAGGAUAUGCCUGAAGAAGCUAUAGAUACCUACAAAUAGGCUACAAGAGAUCAAACCUGAUUUCAAAGACUUGGAUAAGAAAAUCGCAUACCUUGAGUCCAUCCUUAACCUCAAGAAGGAGAGAGAAGCUAAAGAAGAACAACAACGAGAGCUUGAGAAAGAGAAGGAAGAAAAGCGCAAACUCAAAGAAGAGCAAGAGCAAAAAGAGAAAGAACUAAAAGAGCAAAAAGAAAAGGAAAGACUCCUUGAAGAACAAAAACAGAAUGAAGAUCAAAAGAAAAAGGAAGAUGAAUUAAAACAAAAAGAACUGGAAAAACAGAAAGAAAAGAAAAAGCAAGAAGAGAAAAAGAAACAACAAGAAGCCAAAGUCCCAAUUGGAAAGAAGAAAGAUGAAGAAAUGAAAGAAGAUAUACAAAAAGAGACUAAAAAGGAGACCACAAAAUCUAACAAAGAGGGAAAGAAAGUAGAAAGUAAGAACAAGGCUAAAAAUGAUAAAGAGCAAGAGAGUAAAAAGAAGAAUGAAAAAUCAAAAGAAGAAACCAAAAAGCCUUCAGCUGUUGCUCAAGUAAAAGGAUCCCCGAAAAAGCAGAAGAUUGAUGAUAAAAAGACUAAAGAGAAUAGUAAAAAGAUCAAAGAAACUCCAAAGAAAGCAAAAGAACCAUCAAAGAAAGUAAAAGAAACUCCUGCCAAGCCUAAAGAAGAGUCAAACAAACUGAGAGAAUCUACAAAGAAAGAGUCUAAAUCCUCUAAAAUCGAAAAAUCAGAGCCUCAACCAGAGCCCUCCCAUAAAGAGCCUGGCAAAAACACCUCUGCAAAAAUAGUUGCUGACUCGUCGGAAAAGAAAAAGCCAAUCGAAGAGACUAAGCAAUCUGAAAAGUCUAAUGAGCCUACUAAGACCUCUAAAAAUGUAGAUGCUCAACCUAAAGAAUCCAAGAAAACCAAAGAAGAGAAACCAAAGGCUGUCAAAGAAGAAGAUACUAAAAAGAGUGACAGCAAGAAAAAGAUAGCUCCAGUAGAGACAGAUACUAAAGUUGUCAAAAAGAAAGAGCCUAAAGAAGAAACGAAGAAGGCAAAGGAAGAUCCUAAAGAAGUCAAGAAAAAGGUAAAAGAACAACCAAAAGAAACUCCUAAGCCAGCUAAAGAAAAGGCUGAGCCUAAAGAAGAGAAUGUGACAGUAGUAGUUGCUCCUAAAGUCGAAAAAGAGCCCAAAGCUAUUAAGAAGGAAAUAAUUUCAGAUAAAAAUGCACCAAAAGAGGUAAAGAAAACUUCAAAAGAGUCUAAGCAAAAACAAUCAGAGACUAAGCUAAAGGAAGAAGAGCCUAAAAAGACUAAGAAAGAAUCUAAAACAAAGGUUAUGGAAGAAGAAAAGAAAGAGAAACUCAAAGAAGAGAAGAAGGGUAAAUCUAAGGAAGUGAAACAGACUAAGCCUGAACAAGAAAAACAGAAGCCUAAAAUAGUAACAAAUGAGACCAAGAAGGGCAAGACAGAUUUUAAUAAAGUGUUAGCCUCGAAUGUGAAGAACUCCAAAGAGGAAGGAAAGAAGAUGGAAGAAGUUAAAAUCAUUGACGUUAAAAGACAAGCUGCUAAUAAAACUGCUGGCUCAGCUUAUACAAGUGAGAGUGGGUUCAAAUCCAAAGGGAAUUCUCUAGAAGUUGAUGAAGACCAAGAUGAAGAUCGUUUCACCCACCAAGAAAAUGAAGCAGAUGAGCAAGAAUAUGCUGGAAAUGAUGACGAAUCUCUGAGUGAUAUCAAAAGACUCAGAAAAGCAGAUACUAAGCAAGAGUACAUGUUUUGGGAUAGAGAUAGAUGAGAAGAAGAACUCUCAGAAGACCCUGAAAAUAUUCAAGCUCUCUUCAAACUUGGGCUAAUCUCAAUGGAAGAAGACAAGAUUAUAGAAGCGAGAGAAUACUUCAAAGAUAAAUGUCUCAAAAUUAACCAUAAUUUCAGGAAUGGAGAAAUUUAUGAAAGAAUCGGAGACACACAUUUGAUGGAAAAUCAACUAGAAGUCUCUGUUCCUCUCAGUUAUUACAAACAAGCAGCUAAAAUUGAUAGCAAGAAUUACAUGUUUGCCUGCAAGCAAGGCAAAUGUUAUGAAAAGCUUCGAAACUUCGAUGAGGCAAUUGACUGAUAUAAAUUAUCAGCAAAAUUAAGCAAGAACAAAGUUUCUCUUCCUUUGCUGAAGCUUGGAUGGGUCUUCGUCAGAACAAAACAAUACGAAGAAGGUGUAGAAACUUUGAAAAUAGCAAUUCAGAUCGAACCAGAGAAUUCUGAAGUUCUGACAAAGAUUGGAGAGGUUCUACUUCGAGAUGACACGAAACUAGAUGAAGCUGAAGGUUUUUUGAAAAAGGCUCUUGCUUUGAAUCCUGAGCAAAAUGAUGCUAUCGUGGCUCUUGGAAGAAUCUGAGAAAAGAGAGGUGAAAAUGAGAAUGCAAUGCAAAUGUAUGAGAAAGCUCUCAAAUUCCCCGGGAAUCAUGUUCAUACAUACUUUUAUCUUGGAGUCUUGAAUGAAAAGUUACAAAGAUAUAAAAAGGCUAUCAAUCAUUUCAAGAAUUGUCUGAAUCUAGACAAUGCUCAUUUCUACUCCACAAUGCAUCUGGCAACAUUACUUUUGAAUGCUGGAGAAGUUCAAAGAGCGAAGAAGUACUACAAGCAUGCGCUAAAAAUUGAUCCAGAAAGCAUAGAUGCCCAUUUCUCUCUAGGAAGACUUAUCCAGAACAGUCACGAAGACUCAGAAGAUGCUCUUGAAUAUUACAACUAUGUGCUUGAAAAAGACCCAAAUCAUUAUAAAGUAAUGUGUCAGCUAGGAAUUCUCUAUUGUGAAAAGAAUGAUGCGAAGCGAGCAAUUCAAUAUUUAAAGGAUUGAUUACAAAUUCGUCCAAAAUAUGUUCCUGCCAUCGUAUCUCUUGGAAAUUUAUUGUUUGAAAAUGGAUACCCAGCCAAAGCAGCUGAUUAUCAUUAUAAAGCAUUGAAACUCAAUGCAUAUGAUAUUCAAGCUUUGAUUGGAAUGGGUAAUGCUCUCUAUGAAAUGAAGAAACCUAUAGAAGCUAUUGACUACUACAAUAAAGUUCUUGAAAUUGAUGACAGAGUUGCUGAUGUUCAUUACAAUUUAGGAAAUUCUUAUUACAUAAUUGAGAAUGUUGAUGGGGCAAUAAAGCAUUAUGAGAAAGCAAUUGGGUUGAAUCCUAACAAGCCAGAGAGUUUUUAUAAUCUUGGAAAUGCACUCUGAAUGAAGCAAAAAUAUGAAAAAGCAAUCAUAUAUUACAAAAAGGCGAUAAAACUUGAUGAUAACAAUGCUCCUGCCUAUUAUAAUUUGGGUAAUGCUUACUUCAUGAUGAGUGAAUUCAGAUAUGCAUUAGAAAACUAUAACAAAGCACUCCAAUUAAAUCCUGAAAGUGCUGAAUGCCAUUACAAUAUUGCUUCUGCUUACCUUGAUAAUGGAGACACUGAAAAGAGCCUCUAUCACUUCAAGAAAAGUUUAGAGAAUGACCCAAAUAAUCCAGAAAUUCAUCUCAAUAUUGCAAAUCUCCUUGAACAAAAAGGAGAGAAAUCUGAUGCUUAUGAGUCAUUCAAGCAAGCCCUCAAUCUAAAUGACAACAGUGCUAAAGCACUUGAAGGCCUAAAGAGGCUGUCAGAUUUUGAAGAAGAGAAAAUAUCUAGGUAAAGCCAUGACUAAUCUUGACAAAAUCA
This is a messenger RNA of Moneuplotes crassus, 4518 nucleotides long. Lineage: Eukaryota; Ciliophora; Spirotrichea; Euplotida; Euplotidae. The record is from the annotation of a GenBank genome assembly.